Molecule: messenger RNA, 1947 nt
Organism: Cavenderia fasciculata
Lineage: Eukaryota; Evosea; Eumycetozoa; Acytosteliales; Cavenderiaceae
Exons: 1
Coding region: 1-1947 (648 amino acids)
Source: RefSeq, a predicted model, not a curated record
AUGGAAGAUAUAGAUACAAAUAGAGAUAUAGAUAAAUGUUAUUUUAUAUAUGGUAGUAGUUAUCUACCUAAUAUAAUCAUCUAUCAAAUAGUUGAAGAGUUGGUGAAUGACAUUGAUUUGAUAUGUCUGUUGUUCACUUGUAAACAGUUUUAUUAUAACUUUAGACAACAAUACAAGUGUAGAUUUAAAGGUGUAUCAUUAAUUGAUCAAACAAAAUGCUCAUACAAGAUAAGAUACGGCACUCUGCACGCAACCAAAUCAUUCAACCUUCGAUCAUUCACCGAUAUAUUUCAUAGAUCAAUAUCUAAUCAACUUGUCAAAAGCAUCACCAGCCCUCUCAUCAAUUAUAAUAAUAAUAGUAAUAAUAAUAGAGAUGAUUUGAUUGAAAAAGCAUUGAUCUACAAUAUAAUAGAAUCAAAUGAAAACAACAACGAUGACAACCAUAUUGAUGCAAGAAAGAUGAUGGAUGAUCUACCAGAUACUAUCAAAUGGCUCAUCGUUGAUAGUCCUGCUCGUCUGAGAUUCAGACGAUUAACACCCCUGUCGUUGGAUGGAUACAAGUUUCCGAGUCAGCUGGAGAUACUACAUUUAAUAUUGAACAGCAGCAUUGCAAAUGUAUUGCUACCAGAGACAUUGACCGAAUUGACUUUGGACACACCUGACAAUGGUCUUGCAGAAGGUUUGGUUCCACAGUCGGUCAGAUCACUCACACUCCAGAACAUCAUUUAUCGUGGUUCAUCUAUAUCCACAGGAUACCACUUUCCUCGUCAUCUCUUGCAUCUAAAGAUCAAUUACGCAAUACAAUCUCCACUGCCGUUUCCACCAACUCUGCUAUCUCUCUCGUUGAGGAUGGCUACAGUACUCACCGACUUUAGAUUUCCAUCGAAUCUUGUCAGUUUAACACUCUACGCUGAACCUCUCAAACAACCGUUAAACCUCUGGCUUCUCACUGCACUUGAAACCCUCUACAUUUCAUUACAUGAAUCGCUCGGUCCGAGGGGCAUUCCAACGCCAAGUGACUAUCUGCGUCUCCCACCAAACCUAACCAGUCUAACACUCAAUGCCAAAACCACGAUUGAUUCAUUGACACUCUUUCCAAAUAGUCUUGUCAGUCUUUGUAUCGGAUACGAUGUCAUAAGUGGUGCCAUAGACAAGGGAGAGCAACUGCACCCCGCACUCACCCAUUUAAGUUUACAUGGUUGGAGUGGUACCCUACCGGCUGGGUUCAUUGCCUCGACUGUUAAAACCGUCAAGAUCGAUUUUAAUAGGGAGGGUUCCAUGUUGGAGGGUGCCAUUCCAGAAGGUGUACAAACACUCAAUGUCACCAGCUACCAUCACAAUGGAAUCGUUCAGCUCAUUCCACAAUCAGUCAAACAUUUCAGUUGGAGAACUAUUGGAAGGCAGAAUGCCGUAGAAGAGUAUUUUGCAUUUCCAUCAACCAUUCGCACACUUGGAUGUAUGAAAAGAAGUAAUCCCGCCAACUUCCAGAUACCCUCGUCACUCACCUCCCUAUCCAUCUACGCGCCUACGUCCCCAAUCUAUUCCGGUGAGAGAGAAUAUGACCUGUCAGCACUGUACAAUGUUGACGAAGGUGAAAACAAUAGAAAGAGGUUGCUUCCUGAGACAGUUAGCAUUUUAACAUUAGAGAUACCUUCAUAUCGUGGUUCACACCUCAGAUUGGAUCCAAUUAUCUAUCAAACCAAUGUAACUGAAUUGGUAAUACAAUCAGACUUUAGCGAACCCAUUUGUUGGAAUAUUCAAAGAUUUGAAGAAUUGAACUAUAGUAUCAACAAUAAUAACAACGAUAUCUAUGAUGUAUUGAUAACAGAAAAAAGUUCAUUAUUUGGAGGUAUCGUCAGACUUGGUAAACAACAAACAAAACUGUAUUUAAAUUGGAAGAGCUCCAAGGUUUCACCUAUAAUCAGCACGAAUCCCGUUUAUUUUUGA